CUAGUAGAAAGCGAGAAAGCCAAAGAAACCCUUGAACCUGACAGGACCUGGAGAAAAUACUCCGGAUCGUGCUCUGUACUUGAUCUCAUAGCUAGCCCUCGCUAGCCCUAGUUAGCCCUAGCACAGCUCAUACUGUAGCAUACUCUCACCACUCACACUACCUGUAUACACACCAUACACAGUCAACGUCGCAUUGCAUACGCACAUGCUGCACUCUCGCAAAGAGAAGCGAAGCCAUAGGCAUCCUCAAGUGAAUUCACAUUCGCAUUCACUGCCAGACUCAUCCGACUGAAACCUACAUUUCGGCGGCCAAAGAACGGGAGCGGGAAUUUGGUUGGAAAAAAGAACAAAACGACACGACCUCACAUCUCCAGCAACGAGCGCAGCUGCAGCUUUCCGAACUCCCCGCACUGAGCGCUGCCUCAACCACCACCCUUUCGCGACCCAGUCUCAGAUUCCUUCUGCCAACAAUAGAAUUGCGUUUAGAGCGUAGUCAGGCAAUUCAACCUUCACCUACUGCUACAGCCUGCUGCUCUUUCACCUAUACCGAACCUCGUCAGAGAUUUAAACCAACCACUCCUUCCCAAGCUCCUCCAACUACAAUACACCCCACCCGGUCCCUUGCGCGCGCAAAUAAAACCUUCGCGACUCCAUUCGACAUAGUCGACACACGUCAAACGAGGGCGGAAGUCAACAUUGCCCCGCCAUCUGGGGUAUCGACGAGUUUGUCGUACGCCGCUGAAGGGCCCAGGAAGGCUGCAGCAAGCCUCGAAGAAAAGUUCAUACGUCCGGGUUCCAUCGCGACAAAUAACCAGCCUCAUUUCCCGUCGUAUCGUCAACAUCAAGGGCGAAUGGACAAUCUCAUGCCUCCGACGAAUACCAAGAAGCGCGCAGCUCCCGGUUCAUCACCAGCACCAGCUAUGCAAUCCGCCCAGAUGCCUCAACAGCCGUACGCUGCACCUACCCAUAAUCCAGCCUUGAAUCCGGAGUUUGCACGGUACAACCAACCUCCUGAAAAUGCGGUAUGCCAACAAGACCCACUGGCAUACAAUAUGAAUAGCUAUGGAGGAAAUGGAGUUUCACAAGCUCAGUACGAGCACCCGGCAGCACAAUCCCACUUGCAAUCCACCCAACUCGCACGUAGGCCCAUCAACAGACAGCUCGUACCGACAGGACCACGAUUUGAACAGGCUGGUGACAACCCGUGGGGUCAUAUGGGUGGUGAUGACGGAGCUCUAGAUCCCCAGCAAUUACCGCCGGGCAUAGAGGAAGCAGAUAACAUUGAGCUCCUGGAGGAAAAGGCAGUUGUGGCAAAGAGAGACGCGCAAUCAAAACGAAAACAAAUCCCGCCGUUUGUUCAAAAAUUAAGCAGGUAAGCGUCUUGUGUACCUCUGCAUUUCUUUCCCCUGUGGCUGCUAAUUCUUUGGGGUAGCUUUCUGGACGGCGCGAAAAAUACCGAGUUGAUACGAUGGUCUGAUCGAGGGGACUCUUUUGUCGUGUUGGACGAAGACGAGUUUGCAAAAACUUUGAUACCCGAGCUUUUCAAGCACAACAACUAUGCAUCCUUCGUUCGGCAGCUGAAUAUGUAUGGGUUUCAUAAACGAGUAGGAUUAUCUGACAACUCAAUGAAAGCCAGCGAGCGUAAAAACAAGAGUCCAAGCGAAUAUUACAAUCCAUUUUUCAAGCGAGGCCAUCCAAAUCUAUUAUGGCUUAUUAACAAACCCAAGGGGGGUGCAAAAACCAGCAGCACUUCUUCAAAAUCCAAAAAGCUGAAGCUCGAAGAAGCUGAAAACGAUAGCGACGAUGAUGGAAGAGAGGCAGGCGUGGAGGAAAUUUACCGUGAGAAUAUGCCUGGCAUAUCUCGAGCACUUUCUCAAGCACCAGAACAGCUCUCUGGCCCACUUCAAAAACGAGAACUGGCCAUGGUGCAACAUCAACUUGCGGAAAUUCAGGCGCAACAAGGCCAAAUCACCAAUGCCUUGAGCAGAAUACAAAAGAACCAUUCACAUCUCUUGAACCAAUCAUUAGGAUUUCAACAACUACACGAUAGACAUGAAAACUCGAUCAACGCCAUCCUUACCUUUCUUGCGACAGUAUACAAUAGAAGCUUGGACGGUAACCCGCCCCAGAACUUUGCACAGAUGUUUGCCAAUGGUAUACCACAUGACCAACAUAACCAAGGCAAUGUUGUUGAGCUCGCAGAGCCUUCUAAUGAGUCACAAAAUCCCGGGAUACAAAGCCCUCGGAGACGGAGAGAGACCCGCCUUCUAAUGGCUCCCCCAUCUGCCACAGGUCGGGCUGAGACUCUUUCUCCAGCAGCUUCAACUCCACGAGCGCCUCCUCGGCAUGCUAGAUCUGGCACUGUUGAAGAACUUUUUGAAAAUUCUCCUGCAGAUUCGCCCCAGGUAAAGACGGAACAGGAGCAGCAGCAGCAACCAGAUAUCAUGAUGAAUAUAAUCAAUAAUACGAAUGCUCAAGCGGGUGCAAAUAUUGGAAGCAUGAAUUUUCCGGAGAUGCUCACUCAUUACGAGAAUUCCAAUGGCCAAUCACCACUCACUUCCGAGCAACGAAAUACUGUUCUCAACAUGAUGGCAAAUAGCUCUUCUGCUCCUGGUACCAACAACGCACUUGUGAGUCCGACACCUCCCGAACCGCCUAGCCUCGACGGUCUCGAAUACAGCAAUGCAGAUCUCGAGCGUCUGCUUCAAGCUCACAACGCGAACGGUGAGCAAAUCAACAAUAUCAAAAACGCAAUCUCACAGCCCCUCAGCCCCUCUGGAAUCUUACCUCUUAGUAUGGACGAUACCUCCUUCUUCGACGGCGGCCUGGAAGCCCAUGAUGGCUUGAAUGGCAACCUUGAUAUUGAUCAGUAUCUUGACCCUGGAGCUUUCUAUAAUGGUGGGAGUCCUGCUGGUGCGGAGUUCAACUAUGAUCAGUUUGGGGAUCUGAAUGCGGGGAUGGAUAGCCAUUUUGAUAUGGGAAUGGAUGGGACGAACGAGAUGGGGAGAGUGGUAGAGGGUGAGAGUGAAGCUGUCACGCCGGAUACCGGUAUGGAUGACUUGAAUAAUGGCAUGAGAUCUCCUAGCAAGAAGAGGCGGAGGAAGUAAAAGUGAAAUUAUUUUGGAGGGAGGUGUCUAUUUAGUGAGGGCGCUGGGUAAAUGGAAGGCGUUUGUUUCUUAUUUUCGGAGGGGGACAUAUCAC
Molecule: messenger RNA, 3201 nt
Organism: Hymenoscyphus albidus
Lineage: Eukaryota; Fungi; Ascomycota; Leotiomycetes; Helotiales; Helotiaceae
Source: the annotation of a GenBank genome assembly